AUGACCAGUUCAGAUUCAGUACCUUUCUUACAGAAUGAUGAGUUUUGGGACUAUGAUCAGCAAAUAGACAUGGAAUACUUCAAUACAACUAUAUUUUAUGAAAUCCUUUUGAAACAGUCUCUUUUAGUUACAGAGAAACUGUGCCAGCAGAAAGAAGAGACAAAAAUAAUCUACAAGAAGAUUGCAGAUGAGGUAGCUUCGCUAAAAGAGCUUUGGUUUACAAAACAGAAGACAACUGGACAACAUCCAUAUUUAAAGGGUACCCUGAUAAAGGACUAUGAAAGCAAAAAACAAGAGAUUGCAAUGGAAAUUGAAAGAAGAAAAAAACUUGGGUCCGAAUAUGAAAAAAUUCUUAAUAAACAAUAUCAGUUAAUGCUUGAUGACUGGUAUUUCCGAGAGGAACAUUACGUAACAUUUGUUGCUAACCUCGGUGAGGCAUUAAGGUUACUGAAUAGCAAUGGGGAAAGCAGAAGUAAACUUUCCAACUCAGACCACAAACGAAUUGCAGAGCGAACAAGUGCACUUAUCCUCAGUAUGAGCACGGCUGUCACCAAAGAAUGCCAGCGGCUAAAGGCUUGGGGGCUUUUGGGAGAUGGAACAGGAGCAAGACUAAUAAACAAGGAGACGGUGCAAGUAGUUACUAAAGAGGAACUAGUAGCACCUGAUGGAUCUCCGAAGACAUCUGAUCUAAUCUCCAUAGACCCUUUAACUGGACUUCUUAUCCCUAAUUCAGCAUCCGUUUUGCUUCUGACCAAGGAGUCCACAUUAGCAGCACCAACUGGUUAUGCUGUGCAUCCCCAGACUGGAAAAGUUCUCCCCAUAUCUGGUAAUGUGGGGUAUGACUCAGAGAGAUCAAAAGUAGUCUUCACAACAGAUUCUACCACAGGUGAAUCAUAUUCAAGUGAUGUGCAAAUUAUCCCCUUUAUACCAUAUCCUGUAUGUCCUGAUACUGGCUUGCCUACAAAAACUCAACUGAAAAGUCUUCGCCUUGGUUGCGAAAUGAAACUAGACGGCCCUAUGCAGGAUCCAGUGACAGGAAUUCCUGUACCAAUCUUGGCAGUUACGAUUCAUCCUCAGACAGGCCUUGUAUAUCCAGUGGGAGGAACCUAUGUCAGUCCUGUUACAAACUUGGUGGCACCUAUAGAAAUUGGAGGCAUAAUGAUUGAUAAAAGAAGUAACCACAGUGUUCCUAUACUUGGAGUCAGCCUGGAUCCAUUUACAGGAGAUGUGGUCCCAUCUGGAGGAUUACAGAGUGGAUCUACUAAACCAUUUUUAAUUGGAGACUCCAGCUCAGAAUUACUCAGUGGGAAAGCAAUUCGAAUUCAGGGAGCUUGCCUUCACUUAGGUAAAAUGGUACCUUGUGCAGGAGGUUACCAUGCAUUGCUGGAUGCACAUUUGCUUGCUUCUCAGAAUAAAGUAAUAGAUGCAUUAAAAGACUAUAGGGAUGCUGCUAUUAUGGGUCUGUCUUUGCCAGAGGAUAAAGCAAUGAUGGAACAAAGAUGUAUGAAACUUGCUGUAGAAGAAAUGGAAAAAGCAGCAACAAGAAAUUUCCAGCACAUUAUUCACAACAUGCAUAACACUGAAAGACAGAAGGAGGUUGCAUCGAGUCUUGCAAGCCAUGGAGGCAGCUUAGGAAUGAUACCAUAUCCUGGUACUGAGUGCAUGAUUCCUGCAGUUGCUGGAAUAGAAAUCCCGGACCCUGGGGGCUCAGGAAUGAUGGUGCCAAUAUUAGGAGUCGAGUAUGAUGAGGAAACCAAUCAGCUAAUGCCACUUGCAGGAACAAUGGAUGAUGCAGAUGGCAGAGGACUUGUUCCCAUCACUAUCGGUGCAAUGGCCAUAGAUGCUACCACAGGAGAAACUGGUCCAGUUAUUGGUGCUGAAAUCCAUCCCUAUACAAAGUCAGUAACCUGCAUCAUACAACCUUUUCAAUGUGUACUCCCAAGAUAUCAUGAUCAGGGUCUGAAUGAAUGCCUGGGUGAAGAACUGAACGACAGAUCUGUAUGUUAUCAAAAUCAAAGAAUAAAGGAGGAAAACGUUUUCAAGGAUUUGAACUCAAUGGCAUCUGCAAUCUUUAAUUCCAUUAAAGAUGGCAAGAUUGUGAAAGUAAAGGACCAGCAUCUAAAAAAAUUAUCAUCUUUGGAAAUGGCUUGCAAUGCCUUACAAGAAUGUUUGUACUGUGAAGACCACCGAAGAAGAAGAAUUAAUGACCCAGACCUGCUGAUGCCAAAUGAAAUAAGGCAGAUGAUAACUAAAGGUGACAAUGAGGAAAGAGAGCAGAGCCUUAGAUACAUAGCAGUGCUGCAGGAAGUCCUAAAGAAGAUGUUGCAGUUCAUUGGCAAGACAUGUUCAACUUAUGACCAUCUUCAGAAACAACUGAUGGAACUGAAAAAAAGCAAACCUUCUGGUGCGAUAAAAGCGGCCAAACAAAAGCAUCAUCAAAAGUUGGGGUUGCUUGCAAGUGACUUUCAAGACCACAUGCUAAAUCGACUCGCUAGUGUGGAUUUUGCUUACAGUAAGCUAGAAUAUCUGCGGCAUCUUUCCAGCCUUCACAUCCUACACACAAAAGCUAUUCUGAAUGGCUCUUUGUAUUGCUUUGGAGAUUAUCAGCUUACUGGUUAUAAAGGUACUGGAAACAAUCAUACAACAAGAGAGAGUGUCAACCGAAAAAUGAUUCCACUGCUGAAACACUUGAUACAUCUUCUAGAGGAGGACAAAAAGCCUGCCAUUUCCCCCGAGAGAACAAGGCAGAUGUUAAGCAAAGGUUAUUCCUCGAGUACUACAGUGAAGGCUUCAUCUGCAGUUCAGAAUGACCUAGAAAGAUUUACAACAAGCCAGUCUUUACCUCCUGCUGUUGUGCCAUUGUCUUCCUUCCUGCCCACUUCUUCUGGAACAAGUAUAUCACAAAUGCAGCACACUGCCCUUUCCAGGUUUUUCAAUGAAAGACAUGCAAGUGAAAUGGUUUGUCUAGAGCUUUCAUUGUUAAGUGAUGAGAUGAGCUGUAUCUGCAAGAUGAUAGAACAAGUGAGACAAAAGACUCCCAGAAAAGGAAAGCAGGAGCAUGGUUUGAAGCCACACUUUCAACAGAAUGAUCCUAAAGGAGAAAGAGAUAUAUCUCUCAGCAGAGAAAAGAUUCUAUCACCAGAAAUGAAGCAGGAACAAAAAAGAUUUCAAGAUCUGAUGCCAGCUUUGAAGGAAUUAAUUAAAUAUCAUAUGUGCUCCAAGGAAAUGCUGUACAGCAAACAGGUUGAUGAGCUGAAGGAAGCAGGCCUGGAUCACAGGCUAUUAAAUCAACAGACGAUUUUAAGCACAGAAGAAGAAUUGCUUAAUGACCUGAUGCUGCUGGUUGAGAACUUGCAGGAAGCUUAUGCUCCAACAGGAUGCAGAACACAUGCUGAGAACCGGAGAUCAGUUAAUACUGCUGAGAUUAAUCAAGGAAAAGAAAUGUUUGAAAGAAAAGAAACCUCAUUUCUAAUGCAAGCAGCAGUUUUGGUAAAGCAGGAAAUACAAAAGGUCAUGAAGCUACACAAAAUUCUGGACAUCUAUACAAACUGGUGGCAGGAACAAUGUGGAGUGGAAGAAACACCAAAUAAAUUGAUGAAUAAGCAGUCUGGCACAAAUGGACAGAUAAUACUAAAAGAGGUGGCUCAGACCUUUGAAAAGCAAAACAUAGAAAGAAUCACUGCCUUGUUACAUCACCAGUAUAAUCAACGGAGGAAUUUUCAGAAAGAGACAAGUGACAUACUGCAAAAGAAACAUCAGUUAGAAAUCCAACAAGAACUGACUUGUAUAGCAAACGAAUGCCAAGCUCUAAUUGAGAAGAAGGUGCAAGAAAAAGAAAAAGAAAAUAUUCAAGAAGUAGUAAAAUUGAAGAAACCAAGCCAGUCACUAAAAAUUGUUUACUUACACUUGUGUAAGAGACUUCUAAGACAAACUGUUUGGCUGAAUGUAAUGUCUGAAAGAGAGAAAAAGUUUCUGUUAACAUCGCCUCAAGAACCAGAACUGGAUCAUCAUAUAAUGGAGUUGCUGCAUGAAAAUGAGACUCAGCAAUUAGUGAGAUAUGGAGGAAUACAUGUCCAUGAACUCAAUCAUAUUACUGCCAUUUUGGCACUGAAAGAAAAUCAUCUUAUGCAGCUAUCCAAUACAUUUUCAAAGCUGUUUCCAGAAGACCCAUCUGUAAUUCAUUGUGUAGAAGAAGCCAAACAUUUAAUCACUGAGUUACAACAAAUGAGAAAAUGCAAGUUUGACAAUCUUAAGGAACAAAUGGCUGAUAUCAAACAAGAAAAAAGUCUGAAGGACAGAGACGUGUGCAUUAAACUUCCAAGGCAGAAAAAGGAGUCUCGAUUACUAUCAGAAAGUGACCUGUGGAAAGAAGAUGUUAAUUUUCAAGAGAAGAAGACAGAGAUGCAGCAUUUCCUCAAAUUACAAAUCUCUGAUGAACGGAUGAAACUUCAGGAUCGAUUGGAACGAGGAGACCUUGACCAUUUAACUAAGCAGCAAGCAAUGGAAGAAUACUAUGGUGCAGUGUCACAUUUGGAAAAUACAUUUCAUCUUGAACUUGAAAAGCUCAAGAAAGAUCUGAAAGGUAACGUAAAGAAUAAAGAGCGAAAUACAACUAAAUGUACCACAGCAGUAAACAAGAAUGAGGAAGAAGCACUCCAGGGAAGAGUUCUUCAUCUUUUUAGAGAAACUGUCAAGUCCCUUAAGCAGUGUGAAUAUCUGGUUUCAUUGAAAACUUAUUUUUUAGAUCCGCAACUCAACAAACCUGUUCCUACAGAUGACUGGGCCAAAUUUUACAAGUUUUCUCCACUUCUUAGACUUCUUUAUGAAAUAGAUGAUCAGCUGAAGUCCAUUGCAACAGGGAACCUGCAGUUAUUGAAAACAAACAAUCUUGAGUGCAAAGAAAAGCAGCAAGUACAGAAGUCUCCAGAUGUCAAACCUUUCAUAGAUUUAUUGGAUGCCCAGUGGACCUGUGAAGGAGCUCUAGUACCACUUCAUACAAAUUCUCUUCCUGCAAGAGAAUACAUAAUUUAUCAACAUGGCAUAUUUAUCAUAAAGUUUCUUAAUGAGCACAUAAAUGCUCCAAAUGUCAAGCUCCAAGUUGCAUCAGGAUUACCUUUAAAUGACUAUAAUGGAAAUGCUUUUUGUAAGUCCUUCUUCUAUGAACAGAUCAGUAAAACACUAUUUAUACGUUGUGAGCGUCUUCAGUCAGUUGGCGGCAUUACUCUGUUACUGAUCCACUGUGUUUCUCACAUUAUGGCAGAGGACAUGAGUCAAGAUUCAAAUCCAAUCUUUCUGAGGUUCUUUUUCCAGGCACUGAAGGCCUACUUUAGUGAAUCCUUUUUUGUGAGACUACAUAGUUCAUCUUGUCUUCAAAACUUUACUUUGUGCGAGCAAAUAAAGUCUAUCUUGUUAAAUGGGGAACCCUGUUCCAUGCAUGACCAAAAUGUCAUUGCAGAAUUUAUUGACCAGAAGGCAAGGAUUCCUGCAAAGACUGACAUUCUAGAUGAGGGCAUUUUAAAAUACCAAGACUACUUGUCCUAUAACAAGAUCAUCUCCUUGCUCAGAGGGAAGAUGGGUGAAAAGAAUAAAGAAUUGUUAAAAUGUACUUCGAGUCAAGACCAUUUUCACUUUUGUACAGGAACUAAAGAAAUGAUUGAAGAGCAACUUGAUAUUUUAAACACUGAGCUUCUGAAGAUAUUAGAGCAAAUAUCAGGAGGACAUUCAACAUCUAAAGAAAGCAGUUCUGAUUUAUUUACCUCAGUUUAUUUAAAAAAGGAAAUAUUGAUAAAACAAAUAAAUACAAUGGAAAGAGAGCUACAGAUCUUGAAAAAUUGAAAUACAUGGUGGAUUUCCAAGUCUCAGAUAUUGAGUUCUGUGUAGGAAGAUUCUUUACUUUGGCACUGGGUCAUCAGAGGAUAUGAACAUUUUAAUUUUUAGCAUAACUGUAUAUUUGCAACAAUAAUAAGUAAGACCUUUUAAAAAGAAGCUGUCUAGAGCUUCAUUGGUGUUUUAUACACAGCUGCUGUGUUUUGUUUCUGCUAUACAUGAAACUUGGCUAAGUCAGAUCUGAAAUUAAAGGCAAGGUUCAUAAAAUAAUCCAAACAGAAAUAAAUACCAUAUUAGUUUCCUUUGUUUUUUCUUACUGUUUUCUAAACUGAAAUGAAUGCAAUACAUUUUAAAUAAUGUUCUCUAAUACAACUGAG
Molecule: messenger RNA, 6203 nt
Organism: Protopterus annectens (West African lungfish)
Lineage: Eukaryota; Metazoa; Chordata; Ceratodontiformes; Protopteridae
Exons: 33
Coding region: 1-5835 (1944 amino acids)
Source: RefSeq, a predicted model, not a curated record